Molecule: messenger RNA, 2495 nt
Organism: Chaetomium strumarium
Lineage: Eukaryota; Fungi; Ascomycota; Sordariomycetes; Sordariales; Chaetomiaceae
Exons: 4
Coding region: 168-2348 (726 amino acids)
Source: RefSeq, a predicted model, not a curated record
CGCGCGAGCCUGUGAACACGAAGCGCCUAGAGGUAGUCUAGGCUGUUGCGGGUGGCCUUUGCCUGGCAAUCAUCACAAAAGUGCCAAGACUUCUACAACUUCCAGCGUCUCCAACUUCGAGAGUCUAUUUGCGUUGGGCUGUUGACUGGUUUGAUGUCUAAAGCCCAAUGGCGACGAGCAUCACCGACAACAUGGACAUGGGCUCUGUGACCGAGCCCGUUAAAGCGGAUGUCAAGCCGCCCUCGGGUGAACCGUUAACCUCUCCGGCCGAGUCCAAGGCUGAUGACAAGGACAAUAAGGACAUUCCGAACUCUGAGCCGGGUGUUGGCAGUCCCCAAGACAGACCUACUUCGGCUGGAACUGCUACCCCGUCGAGUGGUGGCGACUCAUCUCAACUCGCCAGUGGCAACAAAGAGAUAGGCAACUCGGUCAAACCCCACGAGAAGAACAACUUGAAGUGGGGCAAUAGCGAGACAGACAGCGAGGCCCAGGAGGUCACCACGGUCGUCAACCUGUUAGAUGAAGAUGAAAGAAACGAAGACCUCACCCCUCCACCCGACUCGCCCAUCGGCUCGGUUCACCCCAACACUAGCAACCUGCAGGACGAGAUAGUGGUCGGCACCAAGGUUGGUAGCGACAAGGUGGACACAUCCCCCACCGAGGACAUGGAGCGAGAAGAUGUCGCAAUGGGCGACGCCGUUGACGAAAAGUCGCUUACCGGCCAGUAUCCGAAGCGUAAGCGUGCGUCGACGGCAGUCUAUGCGGAGUCGGUCGGUGAUGGUGAUGGUGAUGAUGUUGGGAUUCCCGCGCUGGGCGACGAGCCGGAGUACCGCCGGUCUGCCCGCCCUCCCCGGUCUUCGGUGGGGGAGUCGAAAGGAAUAGUUGUCGGCUACUGGCGGGCGUCGCCGGCGGACCGGGCGGAUGAUAAACACGGCGUGAUUGGCUUUAUUGAUGUCCGUGACCGGCUCCGCACCAGACUCCUGCCGACCACGCGCGAUGGCCGGCCGAUGGACCCGCGGUAUCCCCUCCCGGCCGGCCCCGGCAACAGCUGGGUCACGUUCGACAAGGUCGCAUUCGAGCCGCAUCUCGUCGGCCACAAUCACCACGUGGUGAAAGAAUAUAUCAAGAUCCGCGCCGAGGCCAAGGGCAAUCACGAGACCCCCGAGGAGAAGGCCAGAUUGGACCUUGACGCCAUCAACGCGGCUGCGGAGCGUGUGCGGACUAACCCCCCGCCCGAGACCCCGUAUCCUCCCCCGGUCGCGUAUGGCCCCGUGGUCCCUGCGGGUACCGUGCCGAUGAGCCGCGCCGAAGCCAAGAGGCGUCGGCUAGCGCCCCCUGAGCCGCCGAGGACACCGCAGCCGACGGUCGACCAGAUCCCCGGCACGCGCCCAACGAGAAUCCUGCUCGGGACGUGGAAAAGCUCCACGGAGCAGGAUCCCGCCAACAAGCACGCCGUGUAUGGCGUCAUUGGCACCAACGAUCUGUUUCGCGUCAAACUGGCGCGCGAGACUCGGGACGGCCGCCCCUUGCAGAGCGACUUUCCCAAUGGUGCCGGAGGCGUCUGGAUCCAGUGGGACGAAGUCGUCUUCGAUCCCCACCUGGUAAACCUCUCACGUGCCGAGGUCAAGGAAUACUGCCGCGUCCGCCAGCGCCAGCUCGACGUCGGUGAGGUCCCCGAGCAGCAAGCCGACAAUGAGAUGAGAGCCGUGUACGAGGCGAAGCAGCGCGUCUUGGAGAGCGCUGCGCCGGGCACCCCCAUGCGCAGGGACGAAAUGACGGACCCCACGCCCAUUGCGCUGAAGGGCUCGCAGCUGGCCAACGCCAACGGCCGCAACGCCAGCUCUUCCACCCCCGCAGCGGGCCGCCAUCCCCUCCCGGGCCUCGAAUAUCGCGCCGCUAACCGCCCGUCCUCCGGUCCGAACCCCGCCAUCAUCCAGCGGACCAACCAGCGGACCAACUCGAUCGCCAGCCAUGAGAUCGCUCUCCUCGAGGCUGCCCAGGGCCGUGUUGAUCUACUCACCGCCAGCCGCGAGGCAUCUCUCGUUCCCGCGACCAAUGGCACCAAUGACACCGCCAACCUCAUUCCCGACAACGACAACAACACCCAGGGCCGCGCCGCCUCAACCUUCCUCAACAACAUGGCCCGCCUGACCAAGGUGUGGGAGGUGCAGACGACCGCCCUUAUCCGCGCCGGCGCUGAUGACGCCAAAGUACACGCUGGCAUCAAGUACCAGCGUAAGCAGACCGGCCCUUUCCAGGGCAAGUUGGUCAGUCAGGGGAACCUAAUUACGAUUGACGGCGAGGAUUACGUCGAGUACCGUGUGCUCACCAAGCCCUCUUUCUUCUAGAACGAGUAGAAGAGCGAGCUCGGUUCUCCGGGUGGGAGUUGGAAUUCUGUUUCUCGUCGUCGGUUGUUUGUUGUUUGUUUUACCCCUGCCUAGGUGCCAGGAUAAAUUCGGUUCGGAUUCCGGUCACAUUCUGCUUCCGUCUCUUCC